GUCCUCGAUUGGGCCUAUACUCUUCCAAUUGAACAAUCUGUCUCUUGACACUAUGACAUUUGAUCCCACUCUAUUACGGGUCGCAGUAGCUGUAAAUACCCGAUGGCGAUUCACAAUAAUAUCCUUCGAUCACGCUGGCUCUUCGAUCACUGUUGGUCCGAUCACUUUCGACGCGAGGCACCUAAAGUACUUCUUCGGCCUUGACUAUUGAAUUCUUCCUGGGCCACCUACUCAUUUACCCCACAGCACUAUCUUUUACGGUAGCUCAGAGACUCGUCAUGGUUUAUUCGGCUUGUCGCUGGGCCUGGUUCUCCAUCUAUACCCAAACUCUCCCCACUCCGAUUUCCCACUUCUUAUUAACGUUUUUCUAUUCCACAAACCACGCCCCAUUCGAAGCAAGCAUGAUUGCGACUCAGAUAGUUCUGAACCCAUUUUGUAACAACGUACCACACGCCUAACAUGGCCUUCUUUAUAGGCGUCGUGUCACG
Messenger RNA from Serpula lacrymans var. lacrymans S7.9, 488 nucleotides. RefSeq lists its product as uncharacterized. The record is from RefSeq and is a predicted model, not a curated record. The coding region runs from base 279 to 458 and encodes 59 amino acids. The transcript has 2 exons. NCBI's taxonomy places the organism in Eukaryota, Fungi, Basidiomycota, Agaricomycetes, Boletales, Serpulaceae.